Danio rerio (zebrafish) is the source of this 1037-nucleotide messenger RNA. It is a transcript of the gene psmb10, whose product is annotated as proteasome 20S subunit beta 10. Gene Ontology annotation, molecular function: threonine-type endopeptidase activity. NCBI's taxonomy places the organism in Eukaryota, Metazoa, Chordata, Actinopteri, Cypriniformes, Danionidae. Gene Ontology annotation, biological process: protein catabolic process. The record is from RefSeq and is marked validated. Gene Ontology annotation, cellular component: proteasome core complex; cytoplasm; nucleus.
UUCAGGCGUUAUAAACGCUGACGCCGCUGAGAGAAAGGCUAAUUGUUGAAGCUAAUUUAGAUUAUCGUACAGUGUGUGUGUUUGUGUGCAGGUGAAAGAUGCUCAACACAUCGACUAAAACACUGACUGGAGGAUUCUCCUUCGAGAACACACGCAGAAAUGCAGUGCUGGAGGCAAACCUGUCGGAGAAAGGCUACAGCGCACCUAACGCCAGGAAGACGGGCACCACCAUCGCCGGCCUGGUGUUCAAAGACGGAGUGAUUUUAGGUGCAGACACGCGAGCUACAGACGAUAUGGUGGUGGCUGAUAAAAACUGCAUGAAGAUCCACUACAUCGCUCCCAAUAUCUACUGUUGCGGAGCCGGAGUGGCGGCCGAUGCUGAGGUCACCACACAGAUGAUGUCAUCCAACGUGGAGCUGCACUCGCUCAGCACAGGACGACCACCGCUUGUCGCCAUGGUGACCCGACAGCUCAAACAGAUGCUGUUCAGGUAUCAGGGUCACAUUGGCUCUUCUCUGAUCGUGGGAGGUGUGGAUGUGAACGGAGCGCAGCUCUACAGUGUCUACCCUCACGGCUCCUAUGACAAACUUCCCUUCCUCACUAUGGGCUCUGGAGCAGCGUCGGCCAUUUCUGUGUUUGAAGACCGUUACAAGCCCAACAUGGAGCUGGAGGAGGCGAAGCAGCUGGUGCGGGACGCCAUCACUGCCGGCAUCUUCUGCGACCUGGGCUCCGGCAGUAACGUAGACCUGUGCGUGAUCACCGACAAAAAGGUGGACUACCUGAGGACGUACGACCAGCCCGUGCACAAAAACCAGAGGGGCGGUACGUACAGGUAUAAGCCGGGCACCACUGCUGUGCUCAGUAAGACCGUGACUCCUCUGACUCUGGAUGUUGUGGACGAGUCUGUGCACGUGAUGGACACCGAGUGACAUCUUCAAUACUGUUUCACAAAUAUUCAACACUCCAGAGUUCUCUAAACCAGUCAAAUCAUGUCAGGAAAAAGCUUUCAAUAAAAGUUCAUUUAAUUAUACCUAAAA